Messenger RNA from Prinia subflava (tawny-flanked prinia), 867 nucleotides. RefSeq names its product small integral membrane protein 29 (gene SMIM29). The transcript has 5 exons. Lineage: Eukaryota; Metazoa; Chordata; Aves; Passeriformes; Cisticolidae. The record is from RefSeq and is a predicted model, not a curated record. Bases 225 to 530 code for a protein of 101 amino acids.
GGAACUGGGGCGGGGGUCCGGGCUCCGGGGGUGUCCCGGGCACAGCCCAGGGCGGGAGCCCCUCCGGUCCUGCCGCUGGUGGAGGCGAAUCCCCCCCAGCCCCAGCUCUGCAGGGUGACCCCCGCCACGGGGUGAUCAUUACCGGGGGUUGGUUAUUAGCGGGCGGGAGAGCUCCCGUCCGUGGGGCCGCUCCUCCCCAUGCGGGCAGGAGCCGGCGCUGGGCCAUGAGCAACGCCACGGCCCCCACGGCCCCGGGCGCGGCGGGGGACUCGCUGGUGGGCUCCGUGCUGGGGCCCUUCCUCCUCCUCACCCUCCUCGGCGCCCUCCUGGCCGCGGUGAUGUACGUCAAGAAGAAGCGCAGGUCCGACCGGCUGCGGCACCGGCUGCUGCCCAUGUACAGCUACGACCCGGCUGAGGAGCCGCCCGAGUCGGAGCAGGAGCUGCUGGUGGAGGCGGAGGAGGCUCAGGUGGUGCCCGGCUGGGGGGGACCCUCGCCCCCUCGGCCCCCGCGCAGGGACUGGAGGGCCUGACUGUACCUGGAGCACCGGGACCGGACCCUGCCCGCGGGAGGGAAGGGAGGACGGUGUCAGCACUGGAACCAUCAGCCAGAACGGGCAGGAUGUGCCCGCGGUGUUGCCACGAUGCCACAACCACUGCCCACACCCCUGAGCACUGACUGGGACUGGACAUCUCCCACCUCAGUGCCGGAUUUUGCCUUUUUUUUUAAUUUUUUUUUUGCUUGAACUGCUCCAGCAGCCCCUUGGAAAGCUCUGGGAGGGCCCACAGGGGCUGGCAGACUGGCAGGGAGCAGCAGGCUCUGCCCGGGGGAAGAUGGGGUGAAUAAACGUGUCUCUGCCUUGGCCCCAA